GAAAAGCUUCAAUCCCCACCGUCCUCCAUCCUGAACAUGACCGACAAUUUGGUCAAUGACCACCUGGCAGAGCUAUUUGGGUACAUCAGUAUAGCAUGCUGGGUUGUUGUAUUAACACCACAAAUAUACCUUAACUAUCGCAACAAAACUGGAGACGGCAUUUCUUUCAAUUUUUUGCUCCUAUGGUUGAUUGGAGAUAUCAUGAACAUUUUGGGCAUUAUAUUACAAAAAUUGAUGUUCACAGUGUUUCUCCUUGGUGUGUAUUACAUACUGAGCGAUGCCAUCAUUGUUCUUCAAGUUCUCUAUUAUCGAAGGACCUCAUCAUACCACCCACUUAACGAUCAUGGCGAAAUCCUAUCCGAUGCUUAUGGAUCAACGACUUCGCCGGCCGACAACGACGCGACCAUGUUUGAGAUGAUCAAGUGCGAAAAUAAACAAAAACGAGUAGUCAAACGAAUAGCCACAUUCUGGGUAGCAACAGCAACGUUUAUUACUGGUUCGAUUGUCUGCGUGAUAUGGUCCUUGUGGCCAACAGGAUCUCCGACAGAUGUGGACUUGAGCCAACUCAAACUGAUUCCUCAACUACUUGGCUGGACAAGUGCGUCGUUCUAUAUCUUCAGCCGGAUACCUCAAAUUCUCAAAACGUUUAGAGAUGAAUCGGUUGAAGGAUUGAGCAUCGGCAUGUUUGUAUUCAGCGUGGUAGGAAACAUCACAUUUGCCAUCUCUAUCGUUUUGAAAUCCCAAGACCCUACUUACAUUGCAAUCAAUAUGCCCUGGCUCUACGGCUCUGCUGGAACAUUAUUUUUUGAUUUUACGAUUUUUCUUCAAUUCCACCUUUAUCGAAAACCUGAAACUAUUUUGGCAUGAUCUACAUCGGACAGAUCAAGAAGCAGCCAAAAAAAAUUUUUUUGUGGGACGAUGACACCCGAAAAAAAAAAGAUGUAGGUAGUGCAAGCGAAAUUUAGUUUGGACUAUGAGAGUUUAUAGAGUGUAUUAUAGUGAUUUGUAGAGA
Molecule: messenger RNA, 1012 nt
Organism: Umbelopsis ramanniana AG
Lineage: Eukaryota; Fungi; Mucoromycota; Umbelopsidomycetes; Umbelopsidales; Umbelopsidaceae
Exons: 5
Coding region: 37-867 (276 amino acids)
Biological process (GO): basic amino acid transmembrane export from vacuole
Cellular component (GO): fungal-type vacuole membrane
Source: RefSeq, a predicted model, not a curated record